Microcebus murinus (gray mouse lemur) is the source of this 1919-nucleotide messenger RNA. It is a transcript of the gene SNAP47, whose product is annotated as synaptosome associated protein 47. Gene Ontology annotation, biological process: synaptic vesicle fusion to presynaptic active zone membrane; exocytosis; synaptic vesicle priming. Gene Ontology annotation, cellular component: plasma membrane; SNARE complex. Gene Ontology annotation, molecular function: SNAP receptor activity; syntaxin binding. The record is from RefSeq and is a predicted model, not a curated record. Lineage: Eukaryota; Metazoa; Chordata; Mammalia; Primates; Cheirogaleidae.
AGGAGAGUGAGGCGGUAGGGUGCGGUGGGCCUGUGACCGAGCCCUUCCCGCUCUUCCUCAGCACAGUCUGCCCGCUGUGGCUGACACGAGUCGGAAGCCUGGCCUGGCCCUCGGCAUAGACCAGCCCAGGAGCAGAUGAGCAGGGACAUCUGCGUCAUCCACACCUGGCCGUGCACCUACUACGCAGAGCUCGAGAAGCGAUGGGUGCCAGGAAGACUGUCCUUGACGCCGCAGGCGCUCAGAUUCACGGCUGACAGCACGGGAGAGAUUCUUGUUGGCUUUCCCCUGUCCAGCAUCGCCGAGAUCAAGAAGGAGGCCUCGCACUUCAUCUUCAGCUCCCUCACCGUCCUGGAGAACAGUGGCGCCAAGCACUGGUUCGGUUCCCUACGGCCAAGUCGGAAUGUGGUCUUCAGCAUCAUCGAGCACUUCUGGAGAGAGCUGUUGCUGUCGCAGCCCGGACCCACGGCCGGGGCACCCGCCCCCAGGACCCGGGGGCAGGAGCUCACGGCACUCAUGGCUGGCUCCCAGAGGCGCCUGGAGGACACCGCGAGAGUCCUUCACGACCAGGGCCAGCAGCUGGAUGGCGUCAUGAGGGGCCUGGACAAGAUGGAGUCGGACCUGGAGGUGGCUGACAGAUUGCUAACGGAACUGGAAUCUCCUUCUUGGUGGCCCUUUGGCUCUAAACUUUGGAAGACACCUCCAGAAACAAAGCCCAGGGAAGGUGCCUUGGCGGCCAGUUGCGAACCUUUUGGAAAGGAAGGGAUAGUGAUCAAAAUUCCUGCCAUUAUUUCCCAAAGGACAGAGUCUCACGUCAAGCCAGGGAGGCUCACCGUCCUUGUCUCUGGGUUAGAAAUCCAUGACUCCAGUUCUUUGCUCAUGCACAGGUUUGAAAGAGAAGACGUCGAUGACAUUAAGGUCUACUCACCUUAUGAAAUUAGCAUCCGCCAGCGGUUUAUCGGAAAGCCAGAUGUGGCAUAUCGUGUGAUAUCCGCCAAGCUGCCGUUGGUCAUCCCCAUUUUAGAAAUGCAGUUCAGCAAGAAGAUCGAGUUGUUGGAAGACGCCUCAAUGCUCAGAAGCAUGAAAGCUUCUCCUGCUGCGGAGAAGAUCACGUCAGUCUGGCACGCAGCAUCCGGGCUGACGGGCUGCACCGCACACCGAGAGCCACCCUCAGGGGCCCAGGCGGACGGGCCACUGCAGCUGCAGAUGAGCCAGCCACUCUUCUCCGAGGGGGAAGCCAAGGAACUGGCCCAGAUCCUGAGGAGGAUGAAGGGGCUGGCCCUGGACGCGGAGACGGAGCUGGAGAGGCAGGACGAGGCCCUGGACGGCAUGGCCGCGGCCGUGGACCGGGCGACCCUGACCACCGACAAGCACACCCGGCGGAUGAGGAGGCUGAUGUAGCGCUGCCCUCGUCCCGCAGGCCUGCCCCGCUCCUGUCUCCACCCCGCACGUGCCCCCAAGACGAAGGCCUGGCAGGCGGUGCUCUCGUGACGCCCCAGGGGAAGCGUCUGCCUCACCUGGGGCCUGAGAUCCGGGGCCUCGAGCCAGCUUGGCGCUGCCUGCCCGGCGAGGGGCGGGCAGCCUGGCCCAGCGCUGAGGCUGCGUCCUCCUCUGCCGCCGUCUCUGUGAGCGUGAGAGGAAGACGUCAGUCCCGGGGCUCUCCCGGCAGGUGUCUGAGGCAGUUCUGUGAGUGGGGCAGGGGGCAGGAUCCCCGGGACGGCCCCUCAGCCUCCAGGGCACAGGCCUGCCCGCCACAUUCCCCCCGUCCCGCGGGUUCUCUCAUUACCCUGUUUCUAACCAAAAGUCAAAACAGCAUGACUGUACUUUAAAAAAAGAAAAAGUGUUGAUUUUGCUUCCACAGCUUUAUUUCCAUCCAGAAAUAAAAGGGAAGUGCUAGUUUGAGAACUUUCCUUAAAGAUGCA